Penicillium cataractarum is the source of this 1386-nucleotide messenger RNA. Its product is annotated as glycoside hydrolase family 71 protein. The transcript has 2 exons. The coding region runs from base 1 to 1386 and encodes 461 amino acids. Gene Ontology annotation, molecular function: glucan endo-1,3-alpha-glucosidase activity. NCBI's taxonomy places the organism in Eukaryota, Fungi, Ascomycota, Eurotiomycetes, Eurotiales, Aspergillaceae. The record is from RefSeq and is a predicted model, not a curated record.
AUGUAUGCUCCACUUCUCAGUGCUGCGGCUGUGAUCGGUCAGCGAUCAAGCAUCACUGCAAGGUCCACCACAACCAAGGCUGUAUUUGCUCACUACAUGGUCGGUUCGAUGACCUCGGAUGAAGCUGUGACUGACGUUCAAGAUGCUAUGAAUGCCGGAUUCGAUGGAUUCGCUCUUAAUACCCACACUAUCAGCUCUUCCGACACGUGGAACACCGAUGCACUCAACUACCUGUUCACCGCGGCAUCAGGGACCAACUUUAAGCUCUUUAUUUCAUUCGAUAUGAGUUGGGGUUUGGAUGUUACGCAGCUUGCUGCUUUCUUGGCACCCUAUGCCGCUAAAGACGCAUACUAUACCGUCAACGGGCAGGCCUUCAUAAGUACCUAUACGGGAGGCACCCUUUCAAAUUCUGCUUGGAAGUCAGGACUCAUUGACCCUCUAAAGUCAACCUACAACAUCACUCCAUACUUUGUUCCCAAUUUCGAUGACUUUUCCGGUUAUCCGACCGGUGUUUUCAGCGCCUAUCCCAUCCUGGACGGCGUCUUCAGCUGGGAGUCAGCAUGGCCAUCCCCCGGAACCACUCCAGUCAAUGUCAGUGACACAGUGGAUUCGGCGGCCUUGCAGGAGGCACAUUCCGCAGGCAAGACCUACAUGAUGCGUGAGUCGAUCCCAAUUAAAUUACCACAUUUGGAAGAGAUCAAGGCUAAGAAUAGUUCGAAAACAGCCUUAUCAUCUUAUCAGUUCAAGUAUCUCGGCAGUGGUCAAGACUGGUACCGUAUUGGAGAGGUCAAUCUUCCUGAACGCAUGGGCCAGGCCCUGCAGCUGCAACCCGACUUUGUCGAACUCAUCACCUGGAAUGACGCCGGAGAGAGCCACUACGUGGGCGACGUCUGGCAAGAACAGAUUGCCGGCAGUACCAUCGGCGAUUAUAGCAACGGCUUCGAUCACAAGGGAUGGUUACAGAUUAUCACACCCUUCAUCCAAGCUUUCAAGGCUGGCGCAACAAGUAUUUCCCAGAUCUCUCCACCCAGCACUAACCCGGUCGGAGCCCUCUGGUAUCGAACGCUUUUGACCAGUGCCAGCUGCUCCUCGUCCAUUUCCAACUAUCAAUCAGCACGCGAUACGGUGAAUUUUGCCGUGAUUCUUCCUGAUACCGGCUACACAAUCAAUGUCUAUAGCAACAGCAAUCUUAUUGGCACCUUUGUCGGUCAGAAGGGAUUGAACUACAACAGCGUACUAGGGCUGGCAGCUGGCAGUGGACAGAAGAUUGAAGUGGUUGAUAGUUCGAAUAAUGUUGUUGCUUCCGCCACGGGAACGAAGAGUGUCUCGACUGAAAGUUCGAACGCGACUUGCAAUUGGAAUUACGAAGUUGUUGGCCUCUCUUGA